UAGUCCAGGAAAGUGUUAAAUCUUGAUUGCUAGAGUAAAAUGGUGUCUCUUGGGCUAACUGCUGGAAGAAGCUUGAGUUUCUUGGACUUCUACUCAGUGCGCACACACAUUUAGUAGGCUCUAUUUGUUCCAUACAAACUCUUGUCAAGUGUCUGAAGUUUGUAGGCCACCUUAGCUAUUCCUCCUUAAGGACAAGCGGCUCAUGUAAAGUCAAGAGGUAAGUGAUUUUUAGGCAAUCAUAUCUUCAAAACAAAGAAAGUUCCAGCAAAUGCUUCAUUAUUUUUUCAGAUCCCUGUUCGAAGCAGGAAAAAAUUCAUUGAGAAUUAACCUGCUACAUUUGGCAAGAUUGAUGGCUUUUGGUGCCUUCCACUGCCAGUUAUGCUGCUUGAUAAAGUAGUAGAAAGUAAAUUUUUCUAGCCCAUAAAAAAGUUUUUGUGACUGUACAGCCCCUUUUAAAACCACAGAGCCUCACAGUGUGAAUUGUGGGAAUGACAGACUUAAUUGCAUAGUCCUCGCCCAUGCUAAUUGCUGGUGAGGCCAAAAAGGGCAUGCAGGGUCUGGCUCACUAGACUAUGAUAUAGAUUAAAAUGUAGCACAAAAGAUGAAGUACCUACAUGUAUCACACAACUGCUUUUACAUAAAUUCACUACCACACCAGCUUAUAUAACUAAUCAGUCAGAUUCAACUGAAGUUGAUGUGUCAAAAAUAGAUACUAAUGCAAUGAAAACCUUCAAGGAACUCAUCCAAGUAGAAAACAUUUCAACAGAUGUUAACAUACUAGUUAUUGGAAGGACAGGACAAGGAAAGUCUGCAUUAGUCAAUAGCCUCAUUGAGCUAGGAGAAGAAAUUGUGCGUGAGGGGUCAACUACUGAUAGCUGUACACAAACACCCCAGUCUUACACCUACCCAAACAUCAUUCCUGGUGUCAAUGUCACAAUAAUUGAUUCUCCAGGUCUGCAAGAUGCUCAAAACCAAGAGUACAAACACAUUCAAGAAAUGAAGAACGAAUGCCACGAGAUUAGUUUGGCCCUCUACUGCAUGAAGAUGACAGACAAGCGAUUAAUCAAUGAUGACAAAGUUGCUAUGCAAAAGCUCCAUCAAGCAUUUGGUCAAAAAUUCUGGGAGAGAGUUGUAUUUGUUUUAACCUUUGCAAAUGAUGAUAGGUUAAAAAAAUGGGAUAAAGAUAGAGAUGAAGAUGACAGAAAUGAGGAACUCAGUUUGGAAGACCGGAUGAUCAAACGACUGAAAGGAAGAGUUCAACAUCGCAAAGACAAAUUAAAUGCAUUUGUCAAUGACCUCCUACAAUUACAACACACAUCAAAGCAGAGUCAAGAUGCAAUCCAAAAGACAAAGUUUGAAGUCCUUCCAGCUGGAUAUUAUGACCCUGAUCAUGAUGAUAUUCCUCGUGGUGUCAACUGGCAGCGUGACCUUAUUGCUUUUUGUUGCAAUACAUUAAAGCACAAGCACAGAUUAUCAAAACUAAAACUAAAUAAAAAGAUUGCUUUAGCUAUUAUCAUUGAUAAUCGUGGAGAAAUCAAGGUGGAGAAUGAAGAAAAAAUAUUAAAUGAUGAAGCAGCAGCUCUUAAAAAAGCUUUUGAAAAUCUUGAGUUUGCUGUUCUUUACUUUAACAGCCUCUCCUCAGAAUCAAUAGCUACUUUGCUUGAAGCAAUAAGUGAAGUAAAUCAUUCUCAUUUAUCGAUGAUAGCCCUAGUAUUUCUCAGUAAAGGGAAGACUGCUGAGCUAUAUGAUGCUGAUGACGUGGCUGUGCCUUAUUCUGCUUUGUUUCGCCAUUUUGAAAGAUCUCCAAUUCCAGUUAUAUUCUUUUUUGAUUCAUUAUGUGAUGAUAAAAAGAAAAAGGAUGAUUCAAAAAUUGAUUUUCAUUUGCCUCUACAUAUUUGCCCCCAAAAUUCCCUGGUUCUCGCUGCUACAUACAAUUCAGCAUCAUCUCCUGUACUCAAAGAGUUCACAGAAAAGCUGGGCCACACCAGUGUCCAAAAAUGCUUUGAAACAAUAUGUGCUAAUAAUAAUAGCACUACUGUGAAAAGCAUAUGGCAUGACACUCUUGGGAAUUACUCAUUUAUUGUCAAAUCAACUUAUGACAGGAUUGAAACUUUUGAACAAAAAUUAGAAGUAUACCAUUCAAUAUGGUAUUUCAUUCGUUGCAAGACAAUAGACAAUUUGGGAGACAACGUAGAAGAACUCAUGUCAAUAGUCCAUAAAGAAAGAGCAAUUCAAAUAGCAGCUACUGUUUCAGGCAUAAUAUUAAGUAAAGGCUUAGUUGCAACAGGAGUAGUUCUUGUUCCUUUAACUUUUGGUGGGUCUCUUACAUUAUCUGCAUUAGGUGUUGCUGUGGGGUUUGGUACUUGUGGUGCUGCACUUGCUUCAGUAAUUCGUAAUAAGAAACGGUUAAAAAAAGCACAAGAAAUUAUCAGCCUAGAUCAGCAAAUUAGUUUGAUAAUUAAUGAAGAUGCCAAUGAAUAUUAUCAAAUGAUGAUGCAACUUGCACCUCAUGUAUCAGAGUCUUCAGUUAUUGGUGCAGCAGCUACUAUCAGAGGUGCAACUGCUGGUACUGUACCUGAAGCAGAAAAUACAGUUGAAACAGCUGCACUUGCAGUACAUACUACUGGUCGCAUUGCUGGAAUGACUGGAGCCUCUUUAGCUGUAACAAUACCAAUCGAUAUUUGUAGUAUUGCAUAUCAUAGCUAUCACAUACACAAAGCAAAAAAUGAUCCCUUAGAGAAAGCUAAAAUUACUGUUAAACCAGAGCAGAUUAUACAUAAUCAAGUGGAAGCAUUAUUUAAAGGUACAUGCCAUGCAAUUAAUGAAGUUGAGCACGAAGUUCAAUCCAAAAAAAAUAUUCUUAAAGAUGCUGAGUAUGGUUAUGAAAUUCAUGUGCCAGUAAAAGAAAAUAAAAAGCUUGCAGUGACAGUUCGUACAAUCUUCUCUGGUCCAUUUGUCUAUCCUGAUGGGUAUACUCUUGUAAGUGCUGUAUAUGAUAUCACAAUGCCAAAGCUACCUCAACCAGCAACCAUUAAGCUGGAGCAUUGUGUAGAAGAAUUUGAUCAGACUAGAUCAGAUUUGAGUUUUGCUGUUGGCAGCGUUGACUUGAAGGAAAAAAAGAUAAUCUUUGAAAAAGUGGAUCAAGAGUUUAAUGGAUCAAUUCAACAAAAAAGCAGUUGUCUCUUAUGCAUAUUGUACAGGAGAGCAAUAUACAUGCAAGACAAAAGCACUGUGAAAUAUGUUGCUCAAUGUUUUUACGAAAGAAAGUACAAGAACUUUUGGACUCUGAAUAUUGCUUUUACAAAGCUUCUGUAUGUUAAUUUUAAGCAAACUCAGUAUACAUGUAGAUAUGGUCUUCAAGGCUCAUACUAUCCAUUUGUUUUUGAUUCUUCCAUGCUCUCUCUUGAUCUAACUUGCUUUAAAGAUACAAAAGAGUUCUCUGGAUGGAUAGUAUCACCAAAUGAUAGCGAAGAAAUGCCAGACACAAUAUCAAUGCAAACAAUUGACACUGUUGAGUUGAGAGAAAGAAGUGCCCAAGUGCUUAGAAAAUCAUUUCCCUCCAUCAGUUUGUAUGUUUAUAUUUUUAAUGAAGAAACUGCUGCUGACACAAUAAAUGAGUUGUUCAAAGUUGGAGGAACAAACUUAAGCAUUAAUAUCAGCCGUCACAAAGAAUAGGCUAGAGCUUUAUUGAUAAUAAUUUAGUACUUUUAAUUGUAUUGUGUGACUUUGUUACUUAAGGUGAAAAUUAAUUUUCCAAUUUAUUGAGUGCUGUGUUCUU
Molecule: messenger RNA, 3778 nt
Organism: Amphimedon queenslandica
Lineage: Eukaryota; Metazoa; Porifera; Demospongiae; Haplosclerida; Niphatidae
Exons: 9
Coding region: 721-3675 (984 amino acids)
Biological process (GO): proteolysis
Molecular function (GO): GTP binding; cysteine-type endopeptidase activity
Source: RefSeq, a predicted model, not a curated record